Amaranthus tricolor (Joseph's coat) is the source of this 2392-nucleotide messenger RNA. RefSeq lists its product as uncharacterized. Lineage: Eukaryota; Viridiplantae; Streptophyta; Magnoliopsida; Caryophyllales; Amaranthaceae. The transcript has 9 exons. Bases 108 to 1217 code for a protein of 369 amino acids. The record is from RefSeq and is a predicted model, not a curated record.
AGUAGCCGGCAUAAAAUAAACCGAACGGAAGCAUUAUUUAAGCGCCCAAACAAUGCCGACAAUUGAGAGCAAGUGAGUAACCAAAAACACACACUACCCUCUUGAAAAUGACAAUGUCUCCUGUCAGUAAAUGGCGUAGAACCAUCGCUCCAUUUCCGUCGUCACUGCAGAAAACCCGGCAGCUUCGAUCAGAUGCAACAUUGGAGGCGAUUAAUCGAGCCGCUGAUGCGAAGACUCCGACUUUGGUACUAUACAACUACCCCUCAUUUUCUGGCGCUUUUUCUGCUCUCUUCGCUCAUCUCUUUCACUCUCACCUUCACCUUCCUUGCCUCAUCUUGCCUUUUUCGUCCGUGGUUCCUUUCAGGGUUGAAGACUUGUGUUUUGAGGGACUCAAGACAUGCUAUUUUCUUGAUUUCAUUGGUCCAAAAGGAUUUUCUGUGGAGCUUCAGCGGAGGACAGCAUGCAACGUGAUAUCUUUUGAUCAUCGAAAAGCAACACUUGCAAAGAUCCCUCCAAUCGAUGAUUAUUUUGGGAAUGUCACAUUUCAUGUUAAUGUUGGGAAGAGUAGCGCAAGGAUGGUGUGUGAUUAUUUUUCGCGCCAACUUAGAUGCACAAAAUCAUCUGAUGGAAAUGAUGCAGCUAGUAGUCUACUGAACUCAGAUGAUCAGUGUCAUAUGGAGUUACUUUUGAACUACCUUGAAGAUGGAGAUUUACGUCAAUGGAAGUUGCCUGACAUUCGAGCUUUUAAUAUUGGGAUUUCUGAAUGGAGGUCAAACUUGAACUGCAUCACAAAUCCCCACAUGUAUGUACAGCUAUUGGAGAUGAGCAUUGAAAAACUGAUAAAUAGGGGAAAAUCCAAACUUUCAACUCGAACGGAUUUGGCAAUAGAGUAUCUGAAUAAACCUUUCAAACUUCGGCUAGGUCAAGGUUUCUAUGGGGAGUGCCUGGGAGUGAGAGCAGAUACCAAUCCAGACCUAAGUGAUGAAAUUGGAAAAGAACUUAGCAUAAGAAGUGCUGCAGCUGGCUUAAGGCCAAUAGGAGCUGUUGUUUUCAUGCAACGUAAGAGACUGAAAGUGUGUUUGAGAAGUACUGAUGGCAACACCGACACUUCUGAAAUCGCAAAGGCAUAUGGUGGAGGAGGCUCACCUAGUUCCAGUUCAUUCAUCAUAAAAAUGGAUGAAUAUAAUCAGUGGCGCGCAGACAACAUUUCAAGUUAAUUGUAGAUAUGAUGCUGAUGGGAAGAGUGAAAACAAAGGCCAUGCCACAAGCAAAGAGGAGAGCCCACCAAGGAAUCUGAACUUGGUCUUUCAUGAAGAUACAAAGCAGAAAAGAAAUUGUUAUAGUCAACCCAAGAAGGAGGUAGAACCACCAUGAUGGUAUGUCUUUGUACUUCUUCAUCAGUUUGGUAUGAAUGUCAUCCUUGCUUUUGUAUGAUGCACGGUACCUUUCAUAGAUCUCCCUGUUUGUUGAACAUCAUACCACUAGUCAGACUAAACUCACAAAUCUAAACUGCCUUUUUCCCAAUUAAAAUGUUUUUUGGUUCUUUUUCCGUACUGCAAAAAAAAUAUUUAUGGCCAAUUUCACAAAUCUAACACAAAUCUAAACCAAAACUAGGACUGAACAAAUAGCACGUCAAGUGCUUAAUGUGACUAGAAUUUGACUGCCAAGUAAAUUGUAGCUUACAAAAUUCAGACUUGGGAUAAUACUGGAGGGAGGGACAAGUGCAAGAUAUCUUGUUUGUGGUAUUAAGUAAGAAAAAAAAUUAGAAUCCAUCUAUAUGAAAAAGUACUGACAAAGUUUACGGUAAGAGCAUUACCUUCCAUAGAAGAAGCCAACAUGAGUUAGAGUGGACGCAAUGGUGGCAAAUCCAAAGCCGUAAGUAAGAGCAAAAAAAGUGCUCAUAUGAAUCUGCCCCUGUUUCGCAUAUUGUGCUAGAUCUAGUUCAAACUUGUCGUUUACUAUUGCUGAAAUGUUAUAGAUUUGACCUUGAGCUGUGAAUAAAUGCGAGGAGAAAAUUGGGAACCUACGAGCGUUAUACAAGUCCAGUCCCCAGUAUGCUAUGGGAAUGAAAAUGUAUAUUAUCAGAACAUAACCUACACACACAUUUGCAAUCGCGAAGAAUGGGGUUAUGAGGGGGCUCAGUAAAAAGGAUGCUACAGCGGACCAGUCUAGUGUUAUGGCUCCUAGACCAAGGCCUCUCAUUCCUGAGCCUAAUUGUUGGGCUGUCACUGAUCUUGAAAAUACCCAGCAGACCCAUGAUACACUUGUGAGAGUUGAGAACAAGUAACCGGGGACUGCAUACCACAAAAAGCUGCACGUUAAUGCAAUUAAGAAGAACUUUGCCCGUGAUGUGCGUCUUUCUUCUUUGUCAUCUUUCUCAUGCAAGGCCCUG